This is a messenger RNA of Musa acuminata AAA Group (dessert banana), 744 nucleotides long. RefSeq lists its product as uncharacterized. The record is from RefSeq and is a predicted model, not a curated record. The transcript is spliced from 6 exons. Gene Ontology annotation, biological process: regulation of alternative mRNA splicing, via spliceosome. Lineage: Eukaryota; Viridiplantae; Streptophyta; Magnoliopsida; Zingiberales; Musaceae. Bases 1 to 744 code for a protein of 247 amino acids.
AUGGAAGAGGAUCCCUCGGUCUUCGACUACGACGAGGUUUACGACGAGAUGAAGGAGAAGAUUGCGUGCCGCAAGGUUCAGGAUCGAACGGACAGAAAGAUCGAGGAGCAGCACAAAAAGGCAAUGGAAGAGGAUCCCUCGGUCUUCGACUAUGAUGGGGUUUACGACGAGAUAAAGGGGAAGAUUACGCGCCCCAAGGUUCAGGAUCGAACGGAGAGAAAGACCAAUCGGAGGUUCUACGGGAACAAAUCCGAGAAGUCUAGGAACUUACCAAAAGAAUCUCGUCGGAACUCGCCAAGUGGAUCGUCGCAAGUCCAAAAGUUUGCCGGAAGUCCGCAGGGCAGAAUUUGGUAUAUCGAGGAGCAACACAAAAAGGCAAUUAAAGAGGAUCCCUCGGUCAUCGAAUGCGACGAGGUUUACGACGAGAUGAAGGGGAAGAUUGCGCGCCCCAAGGUUCAGGAUCGAACGGAGAUAAAGAUCGAGGAGCAGCACAAAAAGGCAAUGGAAGAGGAUCCCUCUGUCUUUGACUACGACGGGGUUUACGACGAGAUGAAGGGGAAGAUUGCGCACCCCAAGGUUCAGGAUCGAAUGGAGAGAACGAUUGAGGAGCAACACAAAAAGGCAAUUAAAGAGGAUCCCUCGGUCAUCGACUGCGACGGGGUUUACGACGAGAUGAAGGGGAAGAUUGCGUGCCCCAAGGUUCAGGAUCGAACGGAGAGAAAGGUUUUUGGAGUUGGAAGUUAA